CAGGGUCACAUACUCAUUGGCCUAUUGACAAAAAGGAUUUUUCACCCAAGGACUAAACUACAGACAAACUGAUACAAAUGGCCGUCCAAAUACUGUCCAUAGGUUUCGUCCUGCUACUACUGUGCUAUCCCAUCAAUGGUUUACCAAGCCGGCCCAACUCCAACAUUGAGUUCAACAGCGACGUAGAGCAGUCACACCUCUUGCUGAGAGAGAGAAGCUCUCACACUGCGUUUGACUCCAGACACAAUGGUCACACAGAGAAUGGGCUGCUUGAGGAAGAUUCUGAAUUGAUGUUGGUCACCCCAACAAGCAAGUCCGGCCCCAGAAUUGAACUGCGUGCCCUUGCCUCAAAGGAGGAAGGCCUAUCUGCCAAGAAGAAGUCUUCAGACAGCCUGUCACGAUUUCUGCGGGAAACUGUAGAGGAGGGUUCAGGCCAAUCAGAAGACACAACAACGGCAACAACAGCAGCAGCAGCAACAACAACAACAGCAUCUCCAAUAACCACUCCACGUUACAUAGUUGCAAUGACCUUUGCGAUGACCAGAACCUACAUUGCUGAUUACAACAACCCUCAAACUCAAGCUUACCAGACGCUGGUUGCUUCCAUUGUUACCUGGUCGGAACCAAUCUACAAAGCGAAGUAUGGGUCAAGGUUCUUCCGAGUUGCUGUCAAGUCGCUGAGGGCCGUGACCCGCUAUCGCGCAGACAACACAGAGGCAGAGAUAGAUGUGGAGUUUGAUCAGUCUGUGCCAGAUAUUGUCCCUGAGACAACGGAGGUGCUUCAGCAACUGCAAGAAGCGGCCAGCCCCGCCGACCUGUCUGUGGAUACAAGCACCAUCUCCGUUCUCCAUGAGCCAAAGGUGAUGGCCAAUGUUCAGUUCACUACCACCAAUGGGACUACUUCUACCGUUACGCUGGCCGCUGUCAACUCAACUGCCUACCGUGACACAACAUCCAGAAUUAAAUCCGAGUUGGAGCCCUUCUUUCUGGAAGAUUACUCUACAAACUUUGUCUCUUUGAACCCCACAACAUAUGCUGAUGGGACAGUUUUCGCGAACUCCUAUGUGACCCAGUCAAACCUGUACUUCACAUACAACGCUACAUUGCCAAGUGCAACCGCCAUAUACAACACCAUGGUGCGAGCAGCAGCAAGUGGCAACCUGACUAUUAACAUUGUCUCUGUGAAUGGCACAGCCGUCAGCUCAGGAAGCAUCACCAGCAGGAUCAGUCUUGGAACCACCUUCAGCCUGACCCUUCUGGCCGUCAUUGCCACGCAGUCCUGGUAGACGCCCAGCCCCCCCCCCACCCCCCCAAUCAACUCCACAUGAAGGAAAUGUUUCCACCUUUGAUGGGCAUUGCAUGAACAUUUGCACAGCCCUGACUGAAUGAAGACCUGGAAACAAAAGAAAAGGUCUUACAAUGAAUGGACUUUGUUUUUUAUUGAAAUAACCAAUGGUAGGACUGUAUGGUUAUGUAGUGUGAACAAUGCAAUGUUAUCUAUUUAUAACGUUAUUUUUCUAUUUAUUUAUUGGAUGUAGCAUAUCAAUUGUGAGGAGUAUGUAUUAUGUUGGAACAAGAGAGAAUGUGUAUGGUGUCUGUAUGUGAGUGAGUGUGUGUGUGUGCGUGUGUGUGUGUGUAUGUGUGUGUGUGUGUGUGUGUUUGUGUGUGUGUGUGUGUGUGUGUGUGUGUGUGUGUGUGUGUGUGUGUGUGUGUGUGUGUGUGUGUGUGUGUUUGUGUGUGUGUCUUUGUAUUUAUUUAAGUUUAUAUGUUGCACUUUAACCAGUUUCCAUAUGUUUUAUAGAGGUUUAUUAUGGUCAUGUGAUCAAUAGAAAAUGCCUGGUGCACUUUCAGGUCUCUGACAGAAAUAUGUGUAUAAUGAAAUAAAAAUAUGAAUGCAAGAGCAAAAUGA
Sardina pilchardus (European sardine) is the source of this 1909-nucleotide messenger RNA. RefSeq lists its product as uncharacterized. The transcript has 10 exons. Bases 78 to 1286 code for a protein of 402 amino acids. The record is from RefSeq and is a predicted model, not a curated record. NCBI's taxonomy places the organism in Eukaryota, Metazoa, Chordata, Actinopteri, Clupeiformes, Clupeidae.